This is a messenger RNA of Ceratina calcarata, 894 nucleotides long. It is a transcript of the gene rtv, whose product is annotated as QVR superfamily protein rtv. The record is from RefSeq and is a predicted model, not a curated record. Gene Ontology annotation, biological process: regulation of synaptic transmission, cholinergic; positive regulation of voltage-gated potassium channel activity; sleep. NCBI's taxonomy places the organism in Eukaryota, Metazoa, Arthropoda, Insecta, Hymenoptera, Apidae. The transcript has 3 exons. The coding region runs from base 129 to 560 and encodes 143 amino acids.
GUCCGUUUCUCGUGGUCGUAGUUUAGUUUCAAAAUGGCUGAGUUUGAUGAUUCCUCUCCUUGUAUGCCUGUUAACCAGUGAAUAAAUCGAUAAGAACUGCACGCGUUUCCGAGCGAAUACACAUUAGGAUGAAUUCAAGGACAUGGGCGUGCGCAAUCUUUUGCCUGGCUCUUCUUCAGAGCGCACCCGGAGUUCUCCGGAGAUGCGUGAAUUGUAGAUCAAGGGGAGAUUUGGGAUCAUGCAAGGAUCCUUUCACCAUGAACGAGACGGAGAUCGAAAUGGAAAAAGGUGUCGACGCUGUUCCUUGCGCGUCCGGCUGGUGCGGCAAGAUUAUUGAACGGCACGGUUUAAAUAAUGAGUAUGGCACGGCCACGCAAAGACUUUGUUUCCAACGAGGGCCCGACGACGGCGAGGAGAGAUGCGCGUACACCGUUUGGAAUUACAAGAAGGUGUACAUGUGUCUUUGUAUGGGGGAUCUAUGCAAUGGAACAACGAAGCUUAGCAUAUCCAAUAGCUUAAUCUUUACGAUGCUUGGCGUUUUAAUUCGAUGGUUCGCUUGAGAAUACCGGGACUGAAUUGACUGUAUAUUAUUGUAUAAAAAGUUCCUUGUAACUAUACAUGACGUGAUAUCUUUAAUGUCCAAGUGUAGCCAGUAUAAAGUAUCGAUUUGUUGUUAGGUUUAAAUGAAUAAGAUGUCUGUAAAAACAUAUACUCUAAUUUUAUUUAUAACCGUAUCUUAUGUAUAAUCACAAGAAAUUGAGGUAUAUACGUUUUAUGUAAUAAAUCUGUAUAACACAUCAGCAAGACUGUAAAGUGCGGACAGUAGAAAACAGAUGUAAUUAGUUUAUUUUCAAAAUUUUUAAAUAAAAAAAGUAUCGAGCAGUGUAAAACAAA